Molecule: messenger RNA, 1701 nt
Organism: Penicillium cinerascens
Lineage: Eukaryota; Fungi; Ascomycota; Eurotiomycetes; Eurotiales; Aspergillaceae
Product: chaperonin-containing T-complex subunit CCT8
Exons: 3
Coding region: 1-1701 (566 amino acids)
Biological process (GO): protein folding
Cellular component (GO): chaperonin-containing T-complex
Molecular function (GO): ATP hydrolysis activity; ATP binding; ATP-dependent protein folding chaperone
Source: RefSeq, a predicted model, not a curated record
AUGUCGCUUUCCCUGCCCGGGCCCUCCCAGGCGGGUCUCUUCAAGGCCGGCUACCAGAGCCACGACGCCGAAGAUGGAGCCGUUAUCCGUAACAUUGAAGCCUGCCAGGCUAUCUCGCAGACCGUGCAGACCUCCCUGGGACCCUACGGCCGCAACAAGAUCGUCAUCAACCACCUGCAGAAGAUGAUCCUGACCUCCGACGCUGCUACCAUCCUCCGCGAGCUCGAUGUUGUCCACCCCGCUGCUAAGCUGCUUGUUAUGGCUAGCCAGCAGCAAGAUGCUGAGAUGGGCGAUGGUACCAACAUGGUCAUCGUCCUUGCGGGCGAGUUGCUCAAGAAGGCGGAGGAGCUUAUUCGGAUGGGAUUGAAGACCAGUGAUAUUACUUCCGGUUAUGAGAAGGCACAAAACUUUGCCUUGAAGGUUCUAGAGGAACUCGAGGUCGAUCGUCUCAAGGAGAUGCGCUCGGUUACGGAACUCAGCAAGGCGCUUCGGACGGUCGUGGCGAGCAAGCAGUCCGGUACGGAGGACAUCCUUGCUGGGUUGGUUGCGGAGGCCGUUCUGGCCGUUCUGCCUAAGAACCCCCUCAACUUCAACGUGGACAAUGUGCGGGUCGUUAAGAUCAUGGGUGGCAGCUUGGAACAGUCUCGUGUAGUGAAGGGUAUGGUGUUUGGUCGGGAGCCAGAUGGAAUUGUCAAGCAGGCUCGCAGAGCCAAGGUCGGCGUGUUCAGCUGCCCCAUUGACACCUCGCAGACCGAGACCAAGGGCACUGUUCUGCUGAAGAAUGCCCAGGAGAUGGUCGACUAUACCAAGGGUGAGGAGGAGCGCUUGGAGACUGCCAUCAAGGAGCUGUAUGACUCCGGCCUUCGCGUGGUUGUUGCUGGUUCUACUGUCGGCGAUCUUGCCAUGCACUACCUCAACCGCUUUAACAUCCUGGUCAUCAAGAUUCUGUCCAAGUUCGAGCUCCGCCGCCUCUGCCGCGUCGUCGGUGCUACCCCUCUGGCCCGUCUGGGCGCCCCCAUGCCCGACGAGAUGGGUCAGAUCGAUGUCGUUGAGACUACCGAGAUCGGUGGUGACCGUGUCACCGUGUUCCGUCAAGAAGAUGCCAAUGCUGUGACGCGCACCGCCACAAUCGUUCUGCGCGGCGCCACCCAGAAUCACCUGGAGGACGUCGAGCGUGCUAUCGAUGACGGCGUUAACGUCGUCAAGGCCAUCACCAAGGACCCGCGCCUCGUGCCCGGUGCUGGAGCCACCGAGAUCCAGCUUGUGGAGCGCAUCUCAGCUUUCGCUGACAAGACCCCGGGUCUGCCACAGUACGCCAUCCGCAAGUACGCCGAGGCAUUUGAAGUGAUCCCGCGCACUCUCGCCGACUCCGCCGGUCUGGAUGCCACUGAGGUUCUCUCCCGCCUGUACACCGCACACCACCGCACCGCCACUGAAGAGUCCUCCGGAGAGGACGAGGGCAGCUCAUCCGAGGAGGAGCCCUACUGGACCACCGGUGUCGACCUGGAGGCCAGCACCUCCGCCGGCACCCUGGAUACCGUUGAGGAGGGUAUUCUCGACCUGAUGGCCUCGAAGAGCUGGGCCAUCCGUCUGGCCAGUGAGUCUGCUCGGACUGUGCUCAGUGUUGACCAGAUCAUUGUGGCUCGGCAAGCUGGUGGCCCUAAGCCGCCGGGGCCGAACCCCAACUGGGAUGAGGAUUAA